Molecule: messenger RNA, 842 nt
Organism: Acyrthosiphon pisum (pea aphid)
Lineage: Eukaryota; Metazoa; Arthropoda; Insecta; Hemiptera; Aphididae
Exons: 2
Coding region: 297-773 (158 amino acids)
Source: RefSeq, a predicted model, not a curated record
UUAUUUAAAUUUUUUAUAAUGCCUGUGUACGUUGUAAAAAAUUGUACGAGUGGGCGAGUGGCAGUCGUACAUCAAAAAUUGCCGAAAAUAAACCAAUCCUUCAUCGUUUUCCUAAGGAAGAAUAUCUACAAAAAUUGUGGAUUGAACUUAGUGUUAUGUCCGAAAAAAUUAAAAUUUCUUCUGGUUAGUAAACAUUUAUAUGUGGUUUUAUAUUAUUCGCCUACAUGGAUACAUAGUAAUCAAUAACUAUAGAUUAAUUUGGUUUUUAAGUAUAUAAUUAUUUUAAUUUACCUAAAAUGUAUGUAAACGUUAUAGCACGAGUAUGCUCAUUACAUUUUGAUUCAUCUGAUUAUGAAAAACCAUUGAUUCAAAGAAUGUUAGAACAUUCUCCUAAACAUCAACGAAAUCUUAAACCCAAUGCUGUACCAUCAAAAAAUUUGCUCAGAAUUCAAAAACCAAUAAUUAAAUGUAAGCCUGUAAAUACACAUACACCACACUCUACACAUGAUAGUUUAUUGCAAUCUAGUUUUCAAAGCUCUAAAGUACCUAAAGAAAAAAUUGAUCCAUUUACUUCAAAUAAUAAUAAUUAUUGUUUGAAUGAUCUACCUGAUUUUGGAGUACAAUUAUUAAGUGAAACACAAGAUGUUGGUAUUCAGUGUGAAAUAGGUAUGGUGUAUUCUAGACUUCCAGUGGAAAGAGCUGAUGUUAGUACACAGUGUGGUGAUGAUUUGAAUGAAGUUGAGAAGUAUGAAAAAAAUACAAAUAAUUAUUAAUGUAUAAUUCAAUUCUAUUUAUUUUUAUGUUUUAUUUAAACAGCCUUAAACAACAUUUAUUGGAUCUAC